ACACCAUUCCACUCUAUCCUAACCACCUUCAUUGCUCUCGAGGCCCCUGCUGCCUACUCUCCCCCUUUUUGUUGAACCCUUCUGGAAAUUGUGGACGGCAUUUACCUUAUUCCUAGCCCCACUCUCCUUUUCCCCCGGUCUUCAUAACUGCCAUUCGUUCCCUCAUCCUUUCUUCCUCUCCGCGCUUUCGGUGUUGCCCCCCCGCCCUUCCGCACCAUGGAUGGAAUCAAGAACGCAUUCGCUCGCGCCAAGCAGGAGAAGCGUGCUGCUUUGGUAGCCUACUUCACCGCUGGAUACCCUACAAUUGAGGAGACUGUUGAUAUCCUCUUGGGCUUGGAAAAUGGAGGUGCUGACAUCAUCGAGAUGGGUGUUCCUUUCACCGACCCGAUUGCAGAUGGCCCGACUAUUCAGAAGGCGAACACUAAGGCACUGGCCAAUGGCGUCACGAUCCCCUGGGUAUUGGACACAGUUCGCUCUGCCAGAAGCAAAGGUCUUCGCGCCCCCGUUCUGUUGAUGGGUUACUACAACCCCCUCAUGCAGUAUGGAGAGGAGCGCAUGCUUCAGGACUGCAAGGCCGCUGGUAUCAACGGUUUCAUUAUGGUUGACCUGCCCCCGGAGGAAGCUGUUCGCUUCCGUGACUUCUGCACUAGCUAUGGCCUGUCCUACGUCCCCCUCAUCGCUCCCGCCACCUCCGAGUCUCGUAUGAAGCUCCUCUGCAAGAUCGCCGAUUCCUUCAUCUACGUCGUGUCCCGCAUGGGUGUGACCGGUGCCACCGGAUCCCUCAGUACGAACUUGCCCGACCUCCUGUCUCGUGUCCACACCUGGUCCGGCAAUGUGCCCACCGCGCUCGGCUUCGGGGUCAGCACCCGCGAGCACUUCCUCUCCGUUCAGAAUAUUUCCGAAGGUGUUGUGAUUGGUAGCCAGAUCAUCACCGUUCUCGGUGACGCCCCUGCCGGCCAGGCGGCUAAGCACGCUCAAGAGUACCUGACCAGCGUUACUGGUCGCAGACUCGAGAGAGACGCCCAGGGUCAGGUUUCCGGAUCUGUUCAUGUCCUGGAGCCCGUUCUGAAGGAGGCUCCUCCCGCCCUUUCUCAGCCCACCGACGUCAUCACCAAUGACGACACCCCCGAUGGCCCCGGCCUCGUCGAUCAGAUCGACGCCCUCAACGGCAGUGGUGACCCGGCCGCCAUUCCCUCGCGUUUCGGUGAGUUCGGCGGUCAGUAUGUCCCUGAAUCUCUCAUGGACUGUUUGGCCGAGUUGGAGCGCGGAUUCGAGACCGCCCGCAAUGACCCUAAGUUCUGGGAGGAGUUCCGCUCGUACUACCCUUACAUGGGCCGCCCCAGCAGCCUUCACCUGGCGAACCGCCUCACAGAGCACUGCGGUGGUGCAAACAUUUGGUUGAAGCGUGAAGAUCUCAACCACACUGGAAGCCACAAGAUCAACAACGCCCUGGGCCAGAUUCUUCUUGCUCGUCGUCUUGGUAAGACCAAGAUUAUUGCCGAAACCGGUGCCGGUCAGCACGGUGUCGCGACCGCCACCGUCUGCGCCAAGUUCGGUAUGCAGUGUGUUGUCUACAUGGGUGCCGAGGACGUGCGGCGCCAGGCGCUCAACGUGUUCCGUAUGAGAUUGCUCGGUGCGUCCGUCGUUGCGGUCGAUGCUGGCAGCCGUACCCUCCGUGAUGCCGUCAACGAAGCCCUGCGCGCCUGGGUUGUUGACUUGGACACCACCCACUACAUCAUUGGCUCUGCUAUCGGCCCCCACCCCUUCCCCACCAUCGUGCGCACCUUCCAGUCGGUCAUCGGUGACGAGACCAAGCAGCAGAUGAAGGAGUUGAUCGGCAAGCUCCCCGACGCGGUUGUGGCCUGCGUUGGUGGUGGCAGCAACGCCGUCGGCAUGUUCUACCCCUUCUCCAACGACCCCUCCGUCAAGCUUUUGGGUGUUGAAGCCGGUGGUGACGGCGUCGACACUGACCGCCACUCGGCCACCCUCUCCGGCGGCAGCAAGGGUGUCUUCCACGGUGUUCGCACCUACGUCCUCCAGGACAAGCACGGACAAAUCUCCGAGACCCACUCCAUCUCGGCUGGUCUGGAUUACCCUGGUGUUGGUCCCGAGCUCAGCAACUGGAAGGACAGUGACCGCGCCAAGUUCAUCGCCGCUACCGAUGCCGAGGCCCUUACUGGCUUCCGGGCGCUCGCUCAGCACGAGGGUAUCAUCCCCGCUCUGGAGUCGUCGCACGCCGUUUUCGGCGCCAUGGAACUCGCCAAGACCAUGAAGAAGGGCGAGAACAUUGUCCUCAACCUCAGUGGUAGAGGUGACAAGGAUGUCCAGAGUGUGGCCGAUGAAUUGCCGCGUUUGGGCCCGAAGAUUGGCUGGGACUUGAGGUUUUAGAUUCGGGGGGUUUUGUACCGUGCACAGACGUUGAGGGACGCAAAAGUUCAGGCUACCCAGAGGCAAAAUGACUGGGGGCCACCUCUUUUUGGUUGAUUGCGGGAUGAAUUGUUAUUUUGCCUGUGUAGAAUUUAGGAUAUACCUUGACCGUCUCACUUAUACACAGUAGAGAGUAUAGUGUUUUGUUUAUUGAUUGGACGGGUCUCUCUCUGCCUUGCUGCGUUUCGUAUACCUGAUGUUGUUUUGCAGUAACUAAUUACUCACUACUUGCUAUCACAUCUGCUCGUGGUUAUGGCUAUCUGAGUGUUACCCCUCCA
Messenger RNA from Aspergillus saccharolyticus JOP 1030-1, 2705 nucleotides. It is a transcript of the gene trpB, whose product is annotated as tryptophan synthase TRP5. The transcript has 3 exons. The record is from RefSeq and is a predicted model, not a curated record. The coding region runs from base 217 to 2388 and encodes 723 amino acids. Gene Ontology annotation, molecular function: tryptophan synthase activity. Gene Ontology annotation, biological process: L-tryptophan biosynthetic process. Gene Ontology annotation, cellular component: cytoplasm. NCBI's taxonomy places the organism in Eukaryota, Fungi, Ascomycota, Eurotiomycetes, Eurotiales, Aspergillaceae.